This is a messenger RNA of Caenorhabditis auriculariae, 755 nucleotides long. The record is from the annotation of a GenBank genome assembly. Lineage: Eukaryota; Metazoa; Nematoda; Chromadorea; Rhabditida; Rhabditidae.
AUGGACAGUGAAUAUUUACGGGAACACGGGAUAACGGUCGCCGCUGAAUUUGGUACCAGGCCACACGUUAACAUUUUAGAGGUUUUGAGUGAGUUCGAAAUUUUUUUAUUUUUUUAUUUUUUUGUUGAUAAAUAACGUUUUUCCUUGAUUUAGUGGAUUUGGCACGUAACGCAAGAAGCAUGCUUUCCCCACAAGACGCAGAAAUGUAUGAAAUGCUCGGAAUCAACCCUAACAGGUCUCAUAUCUUUGUUUAAAAAUCAAAGCUAGUUUUUAAGCCCGAAAACCUCAGAAAAAGCUAUCAGGGCUCUGAAAAGAGAAACACCCGACGAUCAGAAAAAUUCGGACGGUAGGAGAAAUAUUUUUGCUUCACUGAUUUCAACAAAACGCUAAUUUAGCGCAAUGCACGAUAUGUUUGGAGAAGGUGACGGAAAAAUGUCCCUUGGACGAAGAAAAAUCAGUUGGAGACGAUCCUGAGAAAGAUGUGCUUCUCCGGAUGCCUUGCAAGCAUGUCUACCACGAAAAAUGCCUCCUUAUGUGGCUAGACAAGGUUUGAGAGAAUAAUUACUAGUCUAAUAAACUUGUCCUCUGAGAAAUAUUCGAUUUCAGACAAACACGUGCCCUUCCUGCCGUCAUGCUCUCAAAACUGUUUCCGAAGAAGAAGAGGUUAUUUUCACUCACGAUUCUUAUAAUCAAUUUAAUUUUAGGAAAGACGCAAAGCAAUGCUUGAAGAGCUGCACGAUUCCAUGUUCUCGUAG